AUGGCGAGCAUCAUCAGAAGACCGUUACAUUUGACGGCGGCCGUACGGUUUCGACUUGCUCCGUUAUUUCCGUUCUCCGGAACUUCUGGUUCUGUUAACUCGGAUUCGACUCGUUGCUCUGAGUUAACUCGGGUUCCGAGUUUAGUCGAAGGAUGCGAUUACAAGCACUGGCUAGUUCUCAUGAAACCUCCCAAUGGAUACCCACCUCGAAACGACAUCGUCCAAAGCUUCGUCAAAACCUUAGCCAAGGCUCUAGGGAGUGAAGAAGAAGCUAAGAAAUCGAUAUAUUCUGUUUCUACAAAGUACUACUAUGCAUUUGGUUGCAGGGUUCAUGAACCUUUGACUUACAAGAUAAGAACGUUACCAGAUGUUAAAUGGGUUUUACCAGAUUCGUUUAUAGUGGAUGGUGACAGUGGAUAUGGAGGAGAGCCGUUUGUCGAUGGAAAGGUUGUCCCAUAUGAUGAGAAGUACCAUGCGGACUGGCUUAGAGAUCAAACCGAUGCAGAUGCUAAAGUCCGAGUAGUCAAAAAGAAGCUUAGGAGAAAAAGAAAGAAGAAGUUGAUCUAA
Molecule: messenger RNA, 567 nt
Organism: Arabis nemorensis
Lineage: Eukaryota; Viridiplantae; Streptophyta; Magnoliopsida; Brassicales; Brassicaceae
Source: the annotation of a GenBank genome assembly